AUGGCUACCAUCUGGCUACCACCAGGCUACCACCAGGCUACCACUAGGCUACCACAUAGCUACCAUCUGGCUACCACCAGGCUACCACAUAGCUACCACCAGGCUACCACCAGGCUACCAGGCUACCACCAGGCUACCACCAGGCUACCACCAGGCUACCACCAGGCUACCACCAGGCUACCACCAGGCUACCACCAGGCUACCACCAGGCUACCACCAGGCUACCACCAGGCUACCACCAGGCUACCACCAGGCUACCACCAGGCUACCACCAGGCUACCACCAGGCUACCACCAGGCUACCACCAGGCUACCACCAGGCUACCACCAGGCUACCACCAGGCUACCACUGGGCUACCACCAGGCUACCACCAGGCUACCACCAGGCUACAACCAGGCUACCACCAGGCUACCACCAGGUUACCACCAGGCUACCACUAGGCUACCACAAGGCAACCACCAGGCUACCACCAUGCUACCACAGACUACCACCAGGCUACCACCUGGCUACCACCUGGCUACAUCCUGGCUACCACCUGGCUACCACCUGGCUACCACCUGGCUACCACCUGGCUACCACCUGGCUACCACCUGGCUACCACCUGGCUACCACCUGGCUACCACCUGGCUACCACCUGGCUACCACCUGGCUACCACCUGGCUACCACCUGGCUACCACCUGGCUACCACCUGGCUACCACCUGACUACCACCUGGCUACCACCUAG
Molecule: messenger RNA, 726 nt
Organism: Stomoxys calcitrans (stable fly)
Lineage: Eukaryota; Metazoa; Arthropoda; Insecta; Diptera; Muscidae
Exons: 1
Coding region: 1-726 (241 amino acids)
Source: RefSeq, a predicted model, not a curated record